Pelobates cultripes (western spadefoot toad) is the source of this 27103-nucleotide messenger RNA. NCBI's taxonomy places the organism in Eukaryota, Metazoa, Chordata, Amphibia, Anura, Pelobatidae. The record is from the annotation of a GenBank genome assembly.
UUCCUUGUUGCUGUAUGUGUGUAUUUGCUGCUGUAACUGGACUGAGUGUCUCACAAUAACAGGGGUGCAGAGUCUGAGUGCCAGCUGACAACAGGGUGAGUGUGGCAAUGGGGCAGCUAGCCAAAACACACAGGGCUCACACCCCAGCCAUCAGUACUGGCCACAUAGUAGUAGUCCUAGGGCUCAUUAACCCCAGCAGGGUUUAUUAUAAUGCCAUGGCACAGCUCACUGGCCAUAUGUAGGCAGCCAGUAGCCCAGGAGCUGGGUGGCACCUGGCUUGACUUGUGUCAUGGCCCCUCAGGUAACACGUGGGAGAUCCUUUCAUUGUAAAAGAAGAUUACAUUGCUAUUUCAUGUGAUAUAAUGUGUGUGUGUGUGUGUGUGUGUAUAGGGAGGAUUUAAGGGUAUUUAGAUACAACUCUGCUGAUCUGUCACACAAGACAAUGUUACUUGUUAACUUAUAUUUGAGAUUGCAAGCUUCAUUAAAUGGGGGUCACAACAAAAGGUGGGAAAAAAAACCACCCCAAAAACAAAACCAUUCAUGAUUUAGAUCUAUCUAUAUCAAGGAAAACCUUGUCUUCAUAUCUAGAUGUUAAGUUUUAGGCUUUUGGGAUUACACAUUUAGCCACUUAGAUAUUUUAUGAUACACUGGCACCCCAGAUCUCCUUAUAAAAAAAUAAGUCCUUUUGUUCACCCCAGCUGUAUAGUUAGUUACAAGUUAUAUUUUAUGGUUGCUUUGUAGCAAAUUAUUUUCUCAAGCGUAACACCAUGCAGAGUUGGUAUUCUCGUAGUAGGUGUAAAUUUUUAUGCAAGAGAUGAGUUUAUUCAGGUUUCAGUCAAGCACUUUAAUGUUAAAGGUUACGGUAAUUAAUAUCAAAUCUUUGGAACCUUAUAGUGAACGGAUACAGAAGUUAAUAUGGCCUUGACAGUUUGGCUCUGCUUACUGCCACCUGUUUCCACUAUUUUGGAAAGAGUUCAUAUCUGAAUUUAAGCACAUUUAUUUUAAAUUUACAAUAUUGCAAUGGUUGCUGUAGGUUAUGGUUGUCACUGAGUUAUUAUACACACAUGAAAACACAUUUAUUAUAAUAAAUAUUGGAAUAUGUACACACACACACACACACACACACACCCAUAAGUCUCUACACAUCCAUAUAUUUAUCCAGUGUAUCUGUGUGCUGGAUAGGUAGGGACUUAUGUGCCACCCUGUGUAUAUAUACAUGUAUAUAGAUAAUACAUUGUUAAACAAAAAUCUGCACACCAGUCAAGCCAUAAGACUUGCUUUUCCCACAGAAAUCACAAAUCUGCUGUUUAUGUUACAACCGCAAAGGAUUCUGGGUGGGCACAUACAAAUUAGUUGCACAAAGAAUCACAUUUUUGUCUCAUUCCAUUUUAAACAUUGCUUCCUUUGAGUCUGUGUUUGCUGUAAGUCUUAAGCAAGUCUUAUGGCUUCACUGGUGUGCAGAUUUUUGUUUAAAGGACCACUCUAGGCACCCAGACCACUUCAGCUUAAUGAAGUGGUCUGUGUGCCAGGUCCAGCCAGGCUUAACCCACUCUUUUAUAAACAUAGCAGUUUCAGAGAAACUGCUAUGUUUAUGAAUGGGUUAAGCCUUCCCCCAAAGCCUCUAGCGGCUGUCUCACUGACAGCCGCUAGAGGCGCUUGCGUGAUUCUCACUGUGAAAAUCACAGUGAGAGCACACAAGCGUCCAUAGGAAAGCAUUGAUAAUGCUUUCCUAUGCGACUGGCUGAAUGCGCGCGCACAUUCAGCCGACGGGGAGGAACGGAGGAGGAGAGCUCCCCGCCCAGCGCUGGAAAAAGGUAAGUGUUUUUCCCCCUUUCCUCCUUCCAGAGCCAGGCGGAGGGGGACCCUGCGGGUGGGGGCACCCUCAGGGCACUAUAGUGCCAGGAAAACGAGUAUGUUUUCCUGGCACUAUAGUGGUCAUUUAACAUUGUAUUAACUAUCCACAGACUUCAGGUGGAAGGGGUUUUCAAUCCCAAUUUUUUCCCCACCAUAACCUGUUUGGUUUUUGCUUCCCAAGCAUUAUCAAGCCUCAAUAACCAGUAACCAACCUCAUGCUGAUGAUUUGUAUUUACAAUGAAACAGCUGUCCAUGAGUGGUUCUCUGGCUUUGCAUCUUUUCCUAAGUUGUGUUUCACAGCUGUUGUAUACAGCAAACACAGACUCCAAGGAAUCCAUGUUUAAAAUGGAAUGAGGCAAAAAUGUGAUUCUUUGUUCAACUUAUUUGUAUAUGCCCACCCAGAAUCCUUUGUGGUAGUAACAUCAACUUUCUGUGGGAAAAGCAAGUCUUAUGGAUUGACUUGUAUGCAUAUUUUUGUUUAACAUGGUUUUAAAGGACCACUAUAGUGCCAGGAAAACAUACUCGUUUUCCUGGCAGUGCCCUGAGGGUGCCCCUACCCUCAGGGUCCCCCUCCCGCCUGGCUCUGGAAAGGGGAAAAGGGGUAUACUUACCUUUUUCCAGCGCUGGGCGGGGAGCUCUCCUCCUCCGAUCCUCCUCCGUUCCUCCUCCUGGGCUGAAUGCGCACGCGCGGCAAGAGCUACGCGCGCAUUCAGCCGGUCACAUAAGAAAGCAUUCAUAAUGCUUUCCUAUGGACGCUUGCGUGCUCUCACUAGGAAAAUCACAGUGAGAAGCACGCAAGCGCCUCUAGCGGCUGUCAAUGAGACAGCCACUAGAGGAUUAGGGGGAAGGCUUAACCCAUUCAUAAACAUAGCAGUUUCUCUGAAACUGCUAUGUUUAUGAAAAAAUGGGUUAACCCUAGCUGGACCUGGAACCCAGACCACUUCAUUAAGCUGAAGUGGUCUGGGUGCCUAGAGUGGUCCUUUAACUAUCCACAGACUUCAUGUUGAAGGGGUUUUCAAUUAUGUUUUUCCCAACCAUAACCUUCUUGGUUUUUGCUUCCAUAUCUAUAUAAUAGCAUAUGAAGUGCCCUCAGUGGACGUGUGUUCAAAUGAAGCACUGUAAAUUUUAUUUACAUACAAUUAAGGUUGUCAAUGUUUCAGUCCUCAAACAGACUUUCAUCAGAUCUUUAAAUAUCAUUAUUCUUCCCAGGACUUGCUCCUUUCAUUUCUUGCUCCCAUUCCCAACUCUAGAACUCUAAUCUUACCGCCUGUCAGACUCUCAACCAUGUUUUGCAACUUUAAGCAUACUGUAAAAUUCAAAUUAAAAAGUUAAAUUACAAUAAGCAAUCCACCUCGUCCUUCUAAUCCCCCAUACACAGUUCUAAUUUACCAACGGGGUUAUCCACUAACGUAAAAAUUCGAAGAGAAUUUCAAAGUUACUGUCGAAAUAGUUAAACUGGAAAGGUAUUUUUUUUUUUUUUUUUCUAACUCAACUAUGCUUCCAGUUCUGCUACUUUGGCAUUAAACUUUAGUGAAUGACCAUGAAUGUCUCUAACUUUUCACCCGCUUUAGCCAUCACUUAUCCAUACUGCUUAUCAAUUGCCCUCAUAAUUGCCUUCUCUUACCUCUUGUAUUUGUCUUUGUAUAUUGUACGUUUCUCCACUAAUUGUACAGUGCUGCGGAAUCUGUUGGCACUUUAUAAAUAGCAAUAAUAAAUAAAUUAAUACAAUUUCCUUGUCCAUGUUUUCCUUUAACACGUGUCUCUGUAACCCCCAAACUCUACCAGAUUUUAAGGAAAAGACCAGGGCUAUCAACCCUCUGCACCAGUACAUACUUGCAUGUAUGUUCUCUAAAUUUUAUGUAAUAUCUGUUACGUCAUCAUAUAUGUAACUUUGUUAUACUGGCCAACGCUGAAGGCACAGCUAGCAUUUUUUUAAAACCAUAAAUAGUGUUGUUUUGUAAAACCUUUAGAUUUUUUUUAAUGGCAAAUAUAUGAAUUACACCUAAUAUUUAAAUAUUGACUAGGCUGUAUAUUUAUUUCGCUAAAAGGGUUAAUCCGUUUACAUUUAAGUUGUUAUUUUUUAUUAUAAUAGUCUUAUUUUACCUAUAUCUUUAAGUCCCCCCACCUCCCUGUUUUUGUUUUUUUUGAGCGAAUAGCCUUUCAAAAUACUUUAAAGCUUACAUAGAACCACGGUCCAGGCCAAGUUCUUCCUGAUUUUUUCCACUACUGUUUUGAUAUCACAUCAUCUUUUUCCAGGUUCAAUUGCAGUCCAAUUAAAUACGUCCCAUAGAGAAGCAAUGAUGAAUCUUUGGCGCAUGAGCUAAAUUUUGUUCUUAUUUCACUGUUCAGAGUUUUAAACCCCUUAAAAAUCAUACUUUGGAUUUCCCACUGGCCAUCUAAAAGAAGCACUCCAACACUGUUGUAGUGGUUAUGGACCCCUUCCCCUACCAUUGUAAGUAGUCAAACAUUUUUCAAGUGUUUGCCAUGUCAACACUAUUGUGUUUGGAAUUUUGACUCUCCAUAGCAAGUAGUGAAGCUGGGGAGUGGCACCUGGUGGACUUCCGGUUUUGUUUUUUGGGACCGUGUGCUGUGGAACCAUAAUGACUAUAUAGACGGUUAUGGUGCUUGAAAUGUUCUUCUAACUAUUCUUAUAUUUAAAAUCAUAUACUUUUUUAAUUUAUUUUUUGUCUACUAGACAUUUCUUUUGUCAGGCACUUCGUAUUAAUCUUCAGUCUGUAUUGUGAAUUUAAAUGUUAUAUGCAUUAUCAUAAAGAGUAUGUAAUUAGUCAUCUGACUUUUCUCGUUGUGCUGCAUUAUAUCCACAUGUGAAGAAAUCUGGCUUGCCUCUACAUUGCUAUAUCUGAGAUCAGCAAUUACUGUCAUGAAUGUAAUCUAAAAGACUGGUUUAUCCUUUUACAGUUGAAGGGUUAACAAGUAAUCAACAUAUCAACUUAUGAUUCAUACAACAUUUUGCUCAAAGCUGUUCUACUGAAUGGUAGUGGUGAUUUGUCACUUGGCCUAGAAUCUAAUGCUGGAAUGUUUGUGACACAGGCCUGGUCAUUUAACUGCACAUUUUACGUUAAUUGUGAUUUUAUUAAGCAAUUGCCAACUUAAAGGACUAAUGACUCAUUAUAAUCCAUUUUGUUUUCUGUUAUUCCUGGUUCUUCCAUUCUUGAUAGUUGCAAUAUUAAUAGUUUUUGUUUUUAAAAAUAUGUCUGCUAAAUGGCUUUUCGGGCAUUACAAUCAUUAUCCCUCACUUACUAAACCUUUUUAACUCUAUACUGCGACAUUGUUCCUUACAUAAUGGUACGCUAUAUGCAAAUUUGAUUACUCCCAGGCCCAAUAAAACACAUUAGGAUCCUGUAUAUUAUAAUCCAAUCUCAUUAUUCACAUUAAUUUCUUUAUUAAAAUAUAAGAAGAUAUUAAUUAUAAGUUGGUAGACCACAAUUUUCUACUGAAAACGUACUCGUACUAGGUGGGACUUGUCCUCACAUGCCACGCAGAUGAAAAACCCUCUACAUUCCUUUGCAGUGAGAGGUCUGUCCAUUUUCACCCUUGCAUUUUUUUCCCCUCUUCAUAGAACCAUUCCUACAUGCCAUAGGAGACAUCUCCUUGAUUUCAGAUAUUAGUUAGCUUGAAAGAUUUUUAAAGUUGCAGCUUAUGCCUAUGACAUUUUAUUGAAUAUCCCUUACAUCCCUCCUGCAUUUGCUAAGCCUUUUGGACUCCUAUUUGGUGAUGUUGAAAAAUACAAUUUGGAUAAGAUGUACACCUUAGCCCAGUGAUGGUGAACAUUUUUGAGCCAGAGUGCCCAAACCACAGUACAAACCAACUUUUUUCCCUCAAAGUGCCAACACAGCAAUUAAACCUGAAUACUGUGGUUUAAGUUUAGAAAAACAACUCAUACAGUUGCCUUCCAUCCCACCCACCAACGAUACGAAAGCAGAGUAGGCGCCUGCCGUUUUGGGCAGGCAGGUGCCUACUCAGCGUUGCCGCCGGGGGGACUUUGGCCCCCCUGGCGACUAGGCUAAACACAUUUCCUAACUGCCAUUCAGGGACACUUACUUUCACAAGUGCAUUUCAUCAAAUUUAUACUUAAGACUGGCAAAAACAUAUCUGCCAGUGCAUUUUUCAGUAUUUCUGCAAACAUUAACUGGCUACUUAGACACACGCAUACUCACAGAUACUUACAUAUAUAUAUUGACACUCACAGAUACACACACAUGCUCACAUAUACACACUGACACUCAAAGAUACACACUCACACCUAAACAUACACAUGGGCAAACACACAAAUUGCAAUUUACAUUUGUUAACCAUCCUCUGCACCCAUAUCUUUUUGUUUGCAGAGAGGUUAAUUUCUGGGGCUGGCUGAUGAUGAUGGGAGUCUGAAGGAGACGCUGCAGAGCUCUCUCUCCUGCCUCCUCUUCCUCUCUCAGUUGCUUCUUCAGUGUCCUGUCACCCUGUGCGGUCUGUAUGCUGGGAGAAAGUAAUAGUCACUUCCUCCCAGCACUCUCUGCAACAUUAAAGAGGCCUGGUCUGCCAAAGGACUGCAGCACCCGACCAGGCCCCUGAUGAGGUAGUUUCCGUAUAGGAGCUGCACCGUUGCCGCCCCGCCCCCCCCUUGAUCAGCCACUGAAGCGGCGGUGGUGCAGCUCAGCUCAUUCCGGAACUCUACAUUGUCCCUGUCAAGGUGUGUGUUUCUGUGUUUGUAUGAAUCUGACACACCGAUACACACACUGGCAGACAGUGGCACACAGUGUGUAUCUGUGUGUGUGUGUGUGUGUGUAUGUAUGUAUCUGUGUGCCAAGGUGUGUAUAUCUGUGUUUGUAUGCCCCAGUGUGUGUGUAUCUCUGUGUCAGUGUGUAUAUGUAUCUGACACACAGAUAUACACACACUGGCACACAGCUUCACACUGACACACACCUUUACACACGGAUGCGGAUGGCUCUGUGGGCCCUUUCAAUAAUCCAGUGGUCGUCUGGGAUUUCUGGUAGCAAAGGUUUCUGCAUAGAGAGGAUGGUGCCAUUGAGCGGACCCUCAUCCUGCCGCUCUGGGAGGCCGAGGAUGCAGAGGUUAUUGCGGCGGGACUUGUUUGCGAGGUCCUCCAAGGCAGCCUCAUUGGAUUCCAGAUGGGCGGCAAGGUGAGUGACUUGGUCACUGAGGUUUCCAUUUGGUGAUCCAAGGCGGCUGUUCUCGUGCACAGGGCGUGGAUCUCUGCUAUGACCGUUCUACACCCUGUUCCAAAUUAUUAUGCAAAUUCUAUUUAAAUGUUACAAAGAUUAAAUAUUUUGUUUUUCAGUUUAACUCAUAGAUGGUAUUGUGUCUCAGGGCUCUUUUGAUCACUGAAAACAAUCUCGGACACCUGUGAUAAUUAGAUUGCCAGGUGAGCCCAAUUUAAGGAAAAACUACUAAAGGAGGGUGUUCCACAUUAUUAAGCAGAGCACCAUUUUCAUGCAAUAUGGUGAAGAAAAAGGAUCUCUCUGCUGCCGAAAAGAGUGAAAUAGUUCAAUGCUUUGGACGAGGUAUGAAAACAUUAGAUAUUUCACGAAAAGCGUGAUCAUCGCACUAUUAAGCGAUUUGUGGCAGAUUCAGAGCACAGACGGGUUUGUGCAGAUAAAAGCACAUUGAGGAAGAUUUCUGCCAGAUUCAUGCAUCGGAUAAAGAGAGCAGCUGCUAAAAUACCAUUACAUAGCAGCAAACAGAUAUUUGAAGCUGCUGGUGCCUCUGGAGUCCCACAGACAUCAAGGUGUAGAGUCCUCCAGAGUCUUGCAACUAUGCAUAAACCUUCUAUUCGGCCACCUUUAACCAAUGCUCACAAGCAGAAACUGUUGCAUUGGGCAGAAAAAUACAUGAAGACUAAUUUUCAAACAGUCCUGUUCACUGAUGAGUGCCGUGCAACCCUAGAUGGUCCAGAUGGAUGGAGUAGUGGAUGGUUGGUGGACGGCCACCCUGUUCCAACAAGACUGUGAUGUCAGCAAGGCUGUGAGUCAUGUUUUGUGCCGGAAUCAUGGGAAGAGAGCUGGUCGGCCCCUUUAGAGUCCCCGAAGGUGUAAACAUGACCUCUGCAAAGUAUGUGGAGUUUCUGACUGACCACUUUCUUCCCUGGUACAGAAGGAAAAACCGUAAUAAAAUAUUCAUACAUGACAAUGCACCAUCUCAUGCUGCAAAGAAUACCUCUGCAUCAAUGGCUGCUAUAGGGAUAAAAGGAGAGAAAGUCAUGGUGUGGCCUCCAUCCUCCCCUGACCUCAAUCCUAUUGAGAACCUUUGGAGCAUCCUCAAGCAAAAGAUCUAUGAGGGUGUGAGGCAGUUUACAUCCAAACAGUAGCUCUGAGAGGCUAUUCUGACAUCUUGCAAACGAAUUCAAGCAGAAACUGUCCAAAAGCUCACAAGUUCAAUGGAUGCAAGACUUGUGAAGCUGCUAUCAAAUAAGGAGUCCUAUGUUAAAAUGUAACGUGACCUGUUAAAAUGUUGUUAUAAGUUUGAUUGAAAUAGCUUUUGAUUUCAGUAAAUAUGCUGCAAACACAACAAAUGACAAUUUUCAGUUCUUUACAACCUAUACAGUGUUUUGAAACUUACUGUGUGUAAUAUUUUGGAACAGUGCAUUGUAAGUUUUUUGUUUUUUUUAUGUUUAAAAAAAUAAAUAAAAAAAUACUGUUAUCAUUCGGAGGUUUGUUCAAUAAAAUUUGAAUUGUACUCUUAUUAGUUGAUAACAUGAGAAUUAUGCUGACUGUUAUUUACAUCAAUUAUUUAGGUAAAUGAGAAAAAUAUAAUUUGCAUAAUAAUUUGGAACAGGGUGUAGUGUUGCAUUCUAUUUCUUUGGCCAGAUAGGAUUUGACCGCCGCCAAUUCGGUCAGUAUGUGAUAAAUGUCAGCCGUCGGAAUGUCUCAUGGCUGGGAGGAUUCCGAUCUCGUUGGGGAAACAGGUGCGUGUGGACUGGCCUUGCCGCCCUCUUGUGCCUUGGGGCGGGAGGCCGCAAACAUGUCUAUGACCGCCGUACCCGUAUCAGGGCUCCUUUUUAUAUGAUUUGCGAGGGUUGCAUUUGUACAUAACGUCUCAGGGCAGAAAAGGUUGGUAAGAUGCUGUUGUAAAAGUGCUUCAAUUAACUGUUGGUUAGGAGGCCGGUGAGGCGUUCUAGACAAACACGUCUAGCUUGCUUCCUGGUCAUGCCACGCCCUGUAUUGUUUUAACAUUUUUACUAUAUAUUGUUUAAUGGACUCCGCAAGAUGCACACAAGCUACUGGUUAAAUUAUGGGCAUUCUAUUCAUUACAGGUGCAGCAAUAUCAAAAAUGUAAUGAACACAUCUGUUUCCCUUUUGACAUCACAAAAGGAUAGUAGCUUGCCCCAAGUUCUUGUUUUAUUAGGUUGCCAAAUUCAUUAAAUUCAUUCGUUUUGUGUAAAUUAUAAAUAAGAAAAGAGGGAGGGGUUAUGGAGUAGGAAGACUACCACCACUACCCCAAAGAAAGAUUACAGGAGGUACAAGGGGCUUAACCCCAAAAUUAAUAAUGAUCAGAACAGAGAAAAUGGGGUGGGGAGUCCACUCACAAACAGUGGGUGGAGUACCUAACCCAUUCAGAAGUACCUCCUAAUAUAGAGAGUCACAUGAAUAGGGUAAACAACCUUUAUUAGGAAAAAAUGCUAAAAAAAAUUAUCAUUAAUAAUAAUAAUACUAAUUAUACUAAAUACACCAAAAUAGUGUAUACACAGUGAUAGAGUGAACACCAACACCUAUAAAAGCCUGGGGAAACUAGUCCUACAGAGCCAUACAGCUGAAUAUAUAGUUAAGGUGAAAAUAGAGGAAAAAUCCACCUAAAUACUUUAGUAGAUAUGUGGCAGCGCAGACUAGUCUAAUCCCAUUAGGAAGGAAAAAAGCAUUACUGGGAUAAUGGAUAGAUUAAUGGUGGUUAUGAUGCCUAUAAAUAAAGUAUUUAGGUGGAUUUUUCUAUAUUUUCACCAUAACUAUAUAUUCAGCUGUAUGGCUCUGUAGGACUAAUUUCCCCAGGCUUUUAUAGGUGUUGGUGUUCACGCUAUCACUGUGUAUACACUAUUUUGGUGUAUUUAGUAUUGUCAGAAUAUUUAUAUCAGCAGACAUUUUGUGCUAAGAAAGAAAUUAAGUGUAUAUUGCCAGAGUCACUCAGAACAGAGCAGACUCCAUUUUGCUAUCUUCAGAAUAACAAAAACACAUUUCCUUGAUUUCACUAACCACUUGCUGAGCUAAGGAAUGCAUUAUAUAAACACAGACACUAGUGACAGAGAAGACUAAGUAAUUAAUUUUACUUUCUAAAUUUUACAAGGUUCCAUUGUAAGUAAGGGGUGAAAUUGAGUUUAUAACUGUCAAUUUUAGAAAUUACGAUCAAAGUAGUUGCCACAAAGACUGAGACAAACGCUUUGAACUGACACCAAAUCUAAGUUAUGGUAGUCAUUUUAGAUAAGCCAAAUGACGUCAAAAUCGUCAUCAGGAAAAGUUAACUCUUUCCUGGAUAAGAAGGAUUAGUUAGGCAAGACUGCCCUCUAUGGAUCAAAUACCUAAAUUGCGAUCCAUCGAUUGAACCCAUCUACGGUUUCCUAUUGGCUUAUAAACUAAUGACGUACAGAGAGUCUGGCCCUUUAAAAGUUAGGACAAAGGGAAGAGAAAGUAGUUGGUAGAGAGACGAGUUGAAGUUUGGGGAUUCCAGUUCGGACAUGCAGAGAGAGAGACUCAAGAAACAUUCUCUGGGACUAACACUCUACUCUUAAACUAUCUUGGACACUCAACUCUUAAACUCCUUGACACUUAGAAUUUUACUCUGACUUUCUAACCAACACCACUUUUCUCUAUCACUCACGCACCUCCAUACAACCAAUCAAGUUCCUGGGACUACCUACUCAUCUGAUGAGAAUAUCUACAUAACUGGUAAUUAUGCUGGUUUUAUUUAAUUAAUUUAAAUUAAUUAAAUCUUACUAAUAGCAUGAUAUAUGACUGGAUAAAUCACGGUCAGGUUUCAAUAUUUAGAAAUCUUAGUUAACUAAAGAAUAUAUAGUUAUAAACAUUCCAUUCUGCAGGUGGAAUUAAGAAUAAUUAUAUAUUAAUGUGAUAGUAUCACAUGUUAGCAUACCGCUGUUUUUAUCCAGGUGUAUUGAUUUGCUCUAAAAUAAGAUAAGAUAUCUUUUUAGGCAAAUUAAAAUUCGGCUUUUGUAAAAAUCUGGUAGAUCAUUCUUAUUGGAUGGUUCCAGGAAAUGAUUAAUGAGCUGUUUCGAAUGUUAUUUUAAUUAAAAAUCACAUGAGAAUAGGAUAUUAUAUGCCUAGGAGGAUCUAGCCAGCAUUGAAAGGGUUACUCACUCAGUUGAUUUAACUGUUAGCCAAGGUUUCAUGGCUGGGCUGUGUGAAGUUGACUUUCUGUGUCUGCGAAAUACCUCAUAAAUCUUAAUUGACAGAUGAUGCUGUUAGCCAUUGGAACGUGUAUAGCCAUUCCAUUGUAUUGCAUACUUAUGUUAUACUAAAUACUCACUGAUUAUUAUCAUGCAUGCUGCCUAAUAUUAUUUGUUAAUUAAUUUGUUACAAUAAAUAAAUCUAUUUUUAUAACAGAUUGUGAUUUUAUUGCAUGGAAUACAUUUCACUUAUUUGAUAAACGAUCUCUAAGAUCUAAGAGAAUUGAAAUAGUGGGCGAUUCUCGACUGUUUAAUAUUAUCAUCCCAUAAAUAUCCCCACAGUAUAAUUAGUAUUAUUAUUAAUGAUAAUUUUUUUAGCAUUUUUUCCUAAUAAAGGUUGUUUACCCUAUUCAUGUGACUCUCUAUAUUAGGAGGUACUUCUGAAUGGGUUAGGUACUCCACCCACUGUUUGUGAGUGGACUCCCCACCCCAUUUUCUCUGUUCUGAUCAUUAUAAACUAUAAAGUCAUGGCUUGUAAGACUAACCUUGAAAUAUGCUAUAACAGAUUAAAUUUUGUUCAUUUAGUGUUGGUUUCCAAAUAAGAGUCACAUUGUUUAAAUGCUUUUAUAAAAAUGUUAAUGAAAUAUUGAGAUAGACAGGCAAUGAAAGAAUAUCAACAAGUGUAUUGAGACUAAAUGAAAAAGAAGUGAAUAGUAAUAAUAUGUAUGGAGUGGAUAGAAGUAGAGAAACAAUUAGAUGGGAUGUGAGAGACAACCGGGAACAGUAGAGGGAGAAAGAAGGUCUAGGUUUAUCUUCAGAAAGAGAAAUAUAUCAAAUCUGAGUCGGGCCUGAAAGUUGCUAACUUUUUUUUAUCUUUUUUUUUUUUUUACACAGUUGUGCUUUAACGGUUAAGAUAGAAUUUAAACAUGUCAUCAGAAUCUCCUCGCCGUCCAAGCAGGUGCACAGGAGGGGUGAUGGUCCGACCUCAAGCCGUCACGUAAGAAUAACUGUUUUCUUUCAAUCCACUAUUGACUAAAUAAGUGAUUUUCGUUUUUAUGUUAUUCUGGUUUAAUUAAUUAAAUGAAAAAACUUUUCAGUUUACCAGUUUCUAGUUGUUUAUGUUUUGGGUCAAAAAUACAAACCUUUGUACAGUGAUUAAUAUUAAUACAAAUGAAGACUGUUGUUCGGUUUAACAUACUGGCUGGUCUUCUUUACGGCAUGGAACCCAUCAUGUCUCAUCUUUUAGAGUUGCCCUGCUAAUAUAAUGUUGCCCAGCAUUCAUCCAUGUGUAGCAAGCCUUUUGGGUUCACUGGAGGAAAGAGGCAAGCAAAGGUUGCCUGUUGUUGCAAGUUUCCUAGAACUCGGGAGCGCAACACUUAAAUAGCUUUCUCCUGACUUCCAUAGGUGAGCAAAGUAAGUAAAUGCUUCAGGAUGAAUGCAGAAUGCAGCAUUUUUUUGCUGCAGAACUGGAUGUUCUGGAGCUACUCUAGGUGUGUCCAUUCUGCUUGGUGGUAUAUACAUUUUGUGAUCCCGGAUUUAUCACUAAUUUCACAGGACACGAGAGACUUAAAUUCUUAAAGGGACACUAUAGUCACCAAAACAACAUUCACCUAAUGAAGCAGUUUUGUGUUUAGAUCAUGCCUCUGAAGUUUCACUGCUAAAUUCACUGCCGUUUAGGAGUUAAAUCACCUUUGUUUCUGUUUAUGCAGGCCUAGCCACACCUCCUCUGGGUGUGACUGACACACCCUGCAUGAAAACAAAAUGUUUUCAUUUUUAACCCCUUAAGGACACAUGACAUGUGUGACAUGUCAUGAUUCCCUUUUACUCCCGAAGUUUUGUCCUUCAGGGAUUAAUCAGAUGUAAUUUAUCUUAAAAGUUUUUAUCGCCUGCUCUGUAAAUUGAACUUUAUUCACACACAGGAGGCUCCUGCAGGGUUUAGCAAACUAUUCACACACCAGGAGAUAAAUUCUAAAUUAAACAGAAUUUGCAUUAAAGGAAGGAUAAACAUUAGAUGACUCUUUACAGGAAAUGUUUAGGAAUGCUGUGCAAGUCACAUGCAAGGAGGUGUGCCUAGGAUUGCAUAAGCAAUAUGAUUUAAAUCCUAAAUGACAGAUAAUUGAGCAGUGAUACUACAGGGGUAUGAUCUGUACACCAAUACUGCUUCAUUAAGCUAAAGUUAUUUUAAUGAUUAUAGUGUCCCUUUAAAUAAUAUACCGAAUAAGAGAAAGUGUAGCGUUGAGUGACAAAAAGCUAAUUAAAGCUGCAAUGUUAUGCUGAACUUACCUUUCCCCAAUCAAUCCGGAUCUGUUCUUCAUUUCUUCCUGUCUGCUCUAGUUUUCUUUAAAACAUAAGACAAAGUAGGGACUAUUUUGUCUUCUGGAGGUUUCCUACGCCUGGCCAUCUAUGACCAGCGGAAGAGAGAAAGGGUUCUCCGUUUCCUGUGGUCAGAGAAAUUUUCCCACAAUUCUUACCUUUCCUCUGUGAUCUCGCAAUACUUACUGUCAGUAUUCCCGAACGUCCUGUCACUUAGACAGAACACUGGCGACUUUGUACGGAUCAGAAUUUCUUUUGAAUGAAUGAAAUUCCAUUCCGAUUUGUGCCGCGGUUGCAUCUUGCAGCCGCUUUGUAAAUAACUCCCUAAUUCCCACAGUAUUGGGGAACUAUCUACCAAAAAGCUGAAAGACCUAAAUUGGUCUAUGAUGCAAAUUUAUUAAUACUAACCAAAGCUUACUUAGGAUUAGUAAAUUCUGCCCUACUCGCUAUAUUGCGAGUAGGGGCAUGUCUACUAAACAGUCAGCCCCCUAGUGUCCCCCCACCCGUGCCGCGCGAGUGUCCCCUCCCCCCCCCCAUAUUAACUGAAGGGGGGGAGACCUAGCAUCCCGGCCCCCACCCAUGAGCGGCCGGUAGGGGACCUAUUGUCAUCCCCCUCAGCCCCCACCCAUGAGCGGCGGGUGGGGCCCUAAAUGAAAAUGGGGGAGGGACCUACAAUCCUCCACUGGCCCCCAUCCAUGAGCAGCAGGUGGGGGCCCUAAAUGAAAAUGGGGGGGACCUAUUGUCCCCCUCAGCCCCACCCAUGAGCGGCGCGUGAGAGCCCUAAAUGAAAAUGGGGGGGACACCUACAAUCCUCCCCCACCCCCCACCAAUGAGUGGCAGAUGGGGGCAUUAAAUGACUAUGGGGGGACAUAUUGUCCUCCCCAGCCCCCUCAUAUAUUUAUUUAUUUUUUAAAGUAAAAAAAAUAAAAAUGCCCCCCCCAUUUUACACACUAAAUAUACUUACACAAACACACACACACACUCACACUCUGCAUUCAUUAUAUAUACACACUACACAAACACACUCCAUUCACUAUACACACACACACACUCUGCAUUCAUUAUAUACACACUACAAAAAAAACACACACAUUCUGCAUCCACUACACAAAGGCACACACACUACAUUCACUAAUAAAAUACUCUCACUGCAUCCACUACACACACAAAUAUUCUUGAAAACGUAAAAUAUUCUGACUGGCAUGUAUAUUUUGUGCAUUUACCUUAAUAAAAAAAAAUUUGCAAUAAAAGAAAUAUAUGUGUAUAUACUCGAGUAUAAGUCAACCCGAAUAUAAGCCGAGGCCCCUAAUUUUAGCACAAAAAACUGAAAAAACGUAUUGACUUGAGUAUAAGCCUAGGGUGGGAAAUGUAGCAGCUACUGGUAAAUUUCUAAAUAAAAUUAGAUCCCAAUAAAAUUACAUUAAUUGAAUAUUUAUUUACAGUGUAUGUAUAUAAUGAAUGCAGUGUGUUUGUGUAAUGUGUGUGUGUGUAUAUAAUGAAUGCAGUGUGUGUGUGUUUGUGUAGUGUGUGUAUAUAAUGAAUGCAGAAUGUGUGUGUUUGUAUGAAUGCAGUGAGGAUAUAAUGAAUCCAGUGUGUGUGUGCAUUAUAUACACACACACUCAUACAAACACACACUCUGCAUUAUAUACACACACACUCAUACAAACACACACUCUGCGUGUAUAUAAUGCAGAAUGUGUGUUUUAUGUGAAUGCAGAGAGAGUGUGUGUAAACUGGGUGGGGGGAGGGCAUUUUUAUUAAAUUUUUUUAAUGUUUAAUAUAAUUAUUUAAAUUUUUUUUAAUAUUAUUAUUUAAAUUAUUUUAAUAUUUGUUUAAUAAUUUUUUUUUUAGCCCCCCUCCCUGACCAGGCAACAAGCAAGGCUAAAAAUAAAUAAAUAAUUAAACAAAUAUUAAAAUAAUUUAAAUAAUAAUAUUAAAAAAAUUUAAAAUAAUUAUAUUAAACAUUAAAAAAAUUAAAUAAAAAUGCUAACAUUCCCUGGUGGUCCUGUGGAUGGGCUGUGCGGGGGGGGGGCCGGAGCAAGCUGUUACUUACCUUUACAGCCGCUCCUUUCAGCUUCCAGUGCCACGGGUCUUGCGAGAUUUACACUGGGAGCUGAACGGAGGUGACCGGAGCUGCACAGAGCAGCUGUAAAGGUAAGUAACAGCUUGCUCCCGGCCCCCAACAGGACCGCCGGGCUUGUAAUGAGCCCGGUGGUCCUGGUCUGUAUUAUGGCAAUGGAAGUUGCCAUAAUGCAGACAGUGACUCGAGUAUAAGCCGAAAGGAGGUCUUUUUCAGCACAAAAAUUUUCCCGAAAAACUCUGCUGAUACUCGAGUAUAUACGGUAAAUAAUAAACAUAUUCAGUUAACAGUAGAUUUGUGUAGGAAUAGUUUAUUUGUUUUUAAAUGGGAAAUGUACAGAGUAUCGGUAAGUUAUCGGCUAUUGGCUUGGAAGGUCACAGAUUAUCGCUACCGGUAUCUGCUCUAAAAAAAAAAUCAAUAUUGGUCGAUCCCUAUCCUCCAGUACAAUUCCUAAAAGAAGGAAAGAAAGAAAGAAAGAAAGAAAAAAAAAAAAACAGAUGUUUUGUUUAUUUUCCACACUUAGCUCCUUAAGUACUCAUGGGUGAAUACCAUCAGGCCAUGUAGCUUUGUUUAUACUAACAUUCUUUAGUUGCUGCAGAACCUUGUCUUGAGUCAUCCAGUGGGGUCUUUAAUAUUUUUUUUUUUGUGUGUUUAAUUUGUAGGGAGCAGUCAUAUAUGGAAAGUGUUGUUACAUUUCUGCAAGAUGUUGUUCCACAGGUCAGUAUAUCAAAACAAGAAACCGGGUCAUCAAGCUAAGUAAUGACACAUCAUUGUCUGGGAGCUCUUUUGUGUUAAUCCUAACAUAAUGUUGAUUUGUUUUCAUUCAUAAUUACAAAACCUGGUUCCCCAAAACAGGCAUUAUUAAUGACACAAGCAUUUUUUUUUCAAUGUAUUUAGGCAACUAUAAUUUGCAUGUUUCUCUUUAGGGAAUCCCUAUUUUUUUUAACGGCACACUAUAGUCACCAGAACAACUACAGUUUAUUGAAUUUGUUCUGGUGAGUAGAAUCAUUACCUUCAGGCUUAUUGCUGUAAACACAGUCUUUUCAGAGAAGAUGCAGUGUUUACAUUAUAGCCUAGUGAGAACUCCACUGGCCACUCCUUAGAUUGCUGCUAAAGGUGCUUCCUUCCUAGAGUUAUCAAAACAACUUUAGCUUAAUGAAGCAGUUUGGGUAUAUAGAUCCUGCCCCUGCCGUCUCACUACUCAAUUUUCUGCCAUUUAGGAAUUAAAUUAAUUUUGUUUUGGUUCAUGCAGCCCUAGCCACACCUUCACUGGCUGUGACUCACAAAGCCUGCAUGGGAAAAAAAGGUUUAAUUGUCAAUCAGAUGUUAAAUUACUUUAGACGUUUUUAUCUCCUAUUCUGUAUAUUGAACUUUAAUCACACACACAGGAGGCACCUGCAAGGUCUAGCAAGCUGUUAACAGAGCAGUAGAUAAGACAUUCUAAAUUAAACAGACUGUGCAAUAAAGCAAGUGUAAACAUUAGAGCUCCCUUUUUAGUAUGUGUUUAGGAAGGCUGUGUAAGCCACAUGCAGGGAGGUGUGACUAGGGCUGCAUAAACGGAAACAAAAGGGAUUGAACUCCUAAAUGGCAGAGAAUUGAUCACUGAGAGGGCUGUUUGAUUAAGCUACAGUUGUUUUGGAGACUAUAGUGUCCCUUUAAACUUGCUGUAUGACACAACUUUCCUGCAUACCCUUGUCUGGGAAGCACAGGUUUGCUUCCCAUAACAGGUUAAAAGUCUCCAACAGUUUUGUUGGCUUUGUGUACAUAAACCUUAUCUGCCUCUCUCCAUUAUCAGAUUGUCUGUCCAAAGCUCCUGCAAUAAAUAAUUCUCUCUUUCUCUCAGUGCUGCUGGUGCUUUAGUCAGACAGAGCCAGCACUCUCCUCCCCUACUUCCCCUUGCAGGCAUUUCUUUCCCUUAGGCUGAAUCAAGAAAUGGAGGAACACCCAGAGGAGGAUUUCACUGAUAAAAAGAGACCUGCAUAGUACAGCCUUCUUAACUCUGUGCUGGUCGGAACAGUUUGAAUUGACUGACAUCAUGGGGGGAAAAAACGUUUUUUAAAUCUCUGAUUAUAGAGUAACCUAGACGUUUGCUUGCAAUUCUCUUAGGAUAACAUAAAUCUAUCAUUUCAGAUUGGUUUGUAUUUUUUUGUGAUAAGUACCUUUUUAACAUCUAAGAUUUUGAUUCUAUCUGCACUCAUUUUUCCAUUAUCUCAUUGGCCACUGUACUGAGCAGAGAUGGGAAGCAUUGAGGAGUGUGCCUGUAAUUGGCUGACAGUUUCAGGUGAUGAUCCUUCAGGAGUGCAUCUUACAAGCUUUCAAUGUUUAAUAGAGGACACAUGUUGGAAAACCUAACAUUGUUGACCUGGAGGCAUUUUACCAACUUUCAUUCAUCUAUACAACACACCAUUCCAUUGUACAGCCUGAUGUGUGUUAGUUUUAUUAUCAAAAAAGGGCUUUAUUUACUUAGCUGGUGAUUGUGGAGGGCUGACAAAGGACCUUCAGAAUUGAUGGCAACAGGGUUAAGGUGGCAAAUUCUGCCAUUUUGGCCUAAAAUGUGUGAUUAAUUUGACAAAUUUCCAAAAUUUCACUUUAGUACAUAAAAUUGUUAGACACAUCCCCUAACCUCACUUAAAAUAAAAGAAUGAGCAGAAAGAAACCUCUUAGUGACCUUGUGAAGGUGCAAAAUCUUUUCUUCACCCUCUUCACUUUGGUCUUCAGAAAAGUCAUUUUAACUUGUUUUAUCUGAUGCUGACAAUGUUAAAGCAGGGGUGCCCAAAAGGUAGAUCCCCAGAUGUUUUGAAACUACAACUUCCAUAAUGCUUUGUCAUCCUAAAGGCAUGCAAAGCAUCAUGGGAGUUAUAGUUCUACAAAGUAUGGGGAUCUACCUUUUAGGCACCACCGUCUUAAAGGGUUACUCCAACCAUUUAACACAUUUUUUUUUUUUUUUUUUUUAAUUAGCCUAUUUAAAGAGUUCAGUGUUAAAACUAACCCUAAUAAAAAGCAAUAGUUACAUGGAAUCUAGCGCCUGUCAAGUUCCUGCGCUAGUUUCAACUACUGUUCUGAUGUUCUUUAUAAUAGAUAUGCUCCGUAUUAGGCUCUUUGUUAUUUCAUAUGUGAAAAUAAAAAAGAUUGUUAAAAAUAUAUAUUAAACUUCUAGUAUUUUAUUUAUUGUUUACACACCACAUUAGUACACUUGGCUUUAUUCAUAAUGUUCACCUUGUGUCAUCCCACAGGCAUACAGUGGGUCUCCUGCAACAGAGGAAAAAGAAAAAGUAGUUUGGGUCCGUUUUGAAAAUGCAGAUAUGAAUGGUGAGUAUAACUUAGUGAUACAUAUGUGCAUUGCCUAUUUAUUGAAUGACACAUUCACUGUUUUAUGCUAUUUUUAAUGUAUUUUUUAGAUUGACCAUUAAUAAUACCAUGGAAAUUUAGCUUUUAUACGUUCUUUAUCAAUUUACAUUCAUUUAAAAUCGCCUUGACAGUCAUUUAAAGUAUAAUUUAUUCUUACAUUUAAUUGGGUUUGUUGGAGAAAUCAUAUGCUUUUUUUAAAACCCAAGUUAUGGCUUUUGGCUACACAGGCAAUGAUGCAUCUUUCCCUUUCCCCCAUGUUUCUCCCAAAAAAAUGCUUCUUCACCUGUGUGUCCUUUAAUCCCCCUCUUGAAUUUUUUACCCUUUUUUGUUUUUCUUAUACUCUUUUUGGAAUGUCUUACCCCCUUUAGUUUAUCUUAUUCUCCAUUUUUCUUGGUACCCUCCCCACAUCUCCAGUCUAUCUAUUUGUGUCCUCCCGCACACAAAGCCUGUCUCAUUUUCCCCUUAACCUCCCACAGAAAUCUGUUCUGAACUUCAGGCUGUGUCUCUCUCUUUUGCCCACCCACAGCUCCAGCCUGUCUCUUUUGCGCCCUCUCCUCCCACAGCACCACUGUAUCUCUUUUGCCCCCCACUCCCACACCCCCUCCCAACGUUACAGCCCCAGUCUUUCUCUUUUGCCAGCUCACCUGUAGCAUGGCAGAGCACGGAAGAAGAGCUUGUUCCCCUCUCCCCAGUCUGACAGGGAGCUGCUAUGUGCUCUCUGUGAACAUUUCCUGUCAGACUGGAUAGAAGGAAAAACUUCUCUACCACGAAACAUGCUGUGACUGGCAAGAGGGGAGUGCUGUUCAGUGCAGACCUUGGAAGUGCGGUUACCGCUGCAGAUCUCAUGGAGGGGCCAUAACUCAACGUCCGGCGGGCCGUAGGUUGUACGCCAUAUGUUUUUUUUUUUUCCUGGAUUAAUAUAAUGUUGUGACAUAUUAAAAAUAAAGAAUAUUUAUUUGUAUGUUCGUGUCCCUUACUUUUAGAUCAUGCCCUCCCCUUAUAAAGAGAUAUAAAACAAAACACUGUUCUUACUCACUACUCUAGAACUGGGCAAUAUUCUCUUUGCAGUAGCUUCUCUUCUUCUGAAUCCACAAAUGGUCUCUGGUCCUAUCAAAUGUUUCUCACACAUUUGUGACCUACUGGCCAUGCUUAGCAAUUGCAGCACUCAGGCAGGCUGAUGAUCGUCAACAAGAAAAAUGUAAUUCAGCGAAUCCUUAUGCGAUCACUGAUCACUAAAAAAUGUCCCAGCCCAUGAUUUUUAUUCUGCUGCUCUCUUCCCUUACUUUGUUCUUAGGCGAGAGGGCAGAGAGUUCACCAUUUUUUUCUUUCUUACUUCCUUUUUUUUAUUGAAAAGUUUUUAUUGAUUUUCCAAAAAUCAAAAAAGGGGGGGAGGAAUACAGAAAGGAAAAGGGGAAGGGGAAGGGGGGAUAGACAAUACGUUGUGAAAUGUCAUAGAGCACAGUAAUAGUGGGUACAUGAUCCAGUCUUCCAUAGCAGCUUUGCUUUAACAAGUACAUUCCAUGCAAAGAUAGCUUCUACAUAGUUGGCUAGUAUGACUGUGGGUAGGAAGGUUAUCCUUCCGGACAUUUUUUUUUUUUUUUUCAUUCACAAUUCUUUACUGGAUUUUAAGUUUAUGGGGUACAGAAAAGAAGGGGGAGAAGAGGGAGUUUUCAUACAUCGGCGCCUGUGCUUGUUACAUGUGUAGUGGAGGGUUGGGGGUACAAGGGAAGUCACAGUUUGAUCAAUACAAUAUUCAUUACAUGGUAGACAUAUUCAUGCUUCAAGAUAAUACUGUCGUGUUUGUUCCAUGUUGUCUUUAGGUUUGAUAGCUACAUCUUAGUGGGUAUACCAUAUUAGUCUCCAAAAUAUAGUUUUAUAAUUACAUACAUACAUAAGUACAUGCGUGUAUUAGCGAGCGUGCACAUUUUAUACAUUUAGAUCUAUCCAGGGUUUCCAUGUGUUACGAAAUUUUUGUGUUUCUGCGCUAUCUGUCAUUGUCAUGCUUUCGUAUAUGUAGUAUUGUUGUAUCUUAUCCCAGAGUUGGGUUUUGGAAGGGCAUGUGUUUGAUUUCCAGUUAAUGGCUAAUAGGUUUCUGGCGGCCAGGAGUACAAUGGCACACUUCUGUUUGUGUGCUCUAGUGAGGCUGGUGGGGAAUAAGAGCAGUAGAUAUGUUUGUGGAUUUUUAGUUAGGGUCGGUAUAGCCAAUUUGUGGAGUGUGUUUUGGACCUCUGUCCAUAAAGGUUGAAUUUCUGGACAGGACCACCAGAUGUGUAGCAGUGAUCCUACUUCCCGUGAGCAUCUCCAGCAUAGAGGGGAGUCUGUGGGGUAUAUUUUGUGGAGUUUUUGUGGGGUCAUGUACCACCUGUAUAGUAAUUUUCUGUGUGCCUCUAUGUGUGUGUAACACUUUGUGAGUUUGGAUAAGUCAUUGAUGGCACGCAACCAGUCUACAUCGGGUAUCUUGAGGGAGCAGUCGUCUACCCAUCUUGUUUUGCAUAGCAGGGUUUGGUUUGGUUGUGUAUCAGUCCACAUCCCGUAACAUAGGGAUAUGGCCUUCUGUUUACUUGGUGUGGUCCAACACCUGUUAAGGUUAUUUGUCGCUGGUAUUAGUGUGUCAUUAGGUUUUGUGUGGUGUAGCUGUACAUGUGCUGUUAUAAUUCAUUUUAGUCUUAGGUAGGUGAACAGUUCUUUGGUUGGCAAUUGUCACUUGGUUUGUAGGUCUGUGAAUUGUAUUACCUUUUUGUUGUUUAUAAUUUGGUAAAUGUGGGUAAUUCCUGCUUUAACCCAAUUCGCCAGUAGUAAGUCUGGGGUUGUGGCCUUUAGGGCAGUUAGGGGAGCUUGGGCAUGGAAGACAGUUUUGCAGUCUAGUGCGUGCAUGAAUUUGUCCCAUACACUCAUCGUAUACGUUGUGGUGGGGAACAAUUUAAGUUUAGGUGGUCUGAGGUGUUUGGGUGUCCACAUUAAGUCAACCAAAUUAUGUUCUGGUAGUUGUGUCCUCUCCAUGUCCACCCAUUGAAGUUCUCCGGCUGGUGAGUGUAAGAGUAUGCCUGUCGCUAGUGCUGUUGCUUUAUAGUAUUGGUAGAUAUUUGGGAGGCCUGUUCCUCCUUUUGUGAUGUGUGCUUGUAGUAUUGUGCUGGGUACUCUGGGUUUCGUGUUGCACCAAAUAAAUGAGUUGCAUAUCGUUUGUAAUGCCUUGAGUGUAGAUUGUUAAACUCUAAUGGGUAGCAUCCAAAACACGUACAGUAUUUUGGGUAGUAUGGACAUUUUAUAUGCAUUGAUUUUCCCUAGCCAGGACAGGUGUGUGUGUGUGUGUGUGUGUGUGACCAUUUCAACAUUUCUGUUUUGCAUUGUUGUGGUAGUGGCAGAUAGUUAUAUUUUAUUAUUGUGGCAAUAGAUGUCCCGAUUUUUAUGCCUAGAUAUGUGAGGGAGGAGGACCUCCAGUCAAAUUGGUAUCGGUCUUUCAUGCGUUGUUGUUUCUCUCAUGGCAUACAUAGCUGUAAUGCUUGGGUUUUGUCUUGGUUGAGUUUAUAGUGGGAUACCUGACCAAAUUCUUUGAGAGUUUGCAUGAGGUGUGGGAGGGAUUGUUCUGGGUUUUCCAAUGAGACUAGUACAUCAUCAGCGAACAAUGACAGUUUGUGUUCUUUGCCUAGUACCUCGAUUCCUUUGAUACGCGAGUGUGUGUGUAUUUUUAGUGCUAGUGGUUCCAGCGAAAGGAUGUAUAGUAGGGGGGACAGAGGGCAUCCCUGACGCGUUCCAUUUGUUAUGUUAAAUUUGUCUGAUAUGAACCCUCCGUUUGAUACUCUGGCCGCUGGGCUACUGUAAAGUGCACCUAUCCCUUUGAUUAUCUUGGCUGGAAAGCCAUAUUUCUCCAAUACUUUCGACAUGUAUGCCCAGUUAAGGCGGUCGAAGGCCUUCUCCGCAUCUCGGUCGCAUGUCCCUCCGCUGCAGCCAGUAUAGUGAGGAUCUUACGGGUGUUGUCAGAACCCGGAUGAACCCGGACUGGUCGUUAUGCACUAGCCGGCCGAGGAUUGGGGCCAGUCUAUUACUCAGGAUCUUUUGGCAUCGCCAUUUAAUAAAGAUAUGGGUCUGAAAUUUUUGCACAUUGUAGGCGACUUUCCAGGUUUAGGUAGGGUGGAGAUAUGCGCCAAGAGUAUUUUGGCGGGUAGAGCUCCCCGCUCUGCGCACUUUUGGUACAACGUGAGCAAAUGAGGGGAGAGAUUUUGUGUGAUCGUUUUAUAAUACCUAUUAGUAAGACCAUCUGGACCUGGGGCUUUGUUUGUUGGCAGGCUUGUUAUUACUUGCAUAAUUUCAGUUAGUGUUAUGGGUUGUUGUAGGGAUUGUAUUGUCGUCGGUGUAAGGAAGGGUAGGUGUAGGUUGGCCAAAAACCUGUCCAUGUCUGCUGAAGUAGGCACGUUGGUGGUCUGAUCUUCUUUGAGAUUAUACAAUUUAUGAUAGUACUCUGCGAACAUGUUAACGAUUUUACGAGGGUCAAUGAUUUUUUGACCAUUAUUUCCUUUGAGGUAGGCAAUCCUGGAGGCACUUGUUUUUUGUUUAAGCUGUGUUGCUAGUGUGGCUCCAGCUUUGUUCCCUGCCAUGAAGAAUUUGUUUUGAUUUUUGUAAAAAAUACGUAGUUUUAGCCAAUUCUAUAUCUCUUAGUUUGGUUUGUAGUUGCAGCAGUUUGCGGUGUGUGUCCAUGGUAGGUGAAUGUUUGUUCUUAUGUGUCAGGAGUUUAAUUUCGUCCAUGAGGGUCAUGUAUUGUGCUCGUCGGGAGCGUUGGACCUGGGUAGCAUGUUUAAUAAAACUACCUCUUAUAACCGCCUUGUGUGCUAGCCAGGUGUAGUCGGGAUCUAUGUCUGGCUUGGUAUUGUCCGCAAAAUAAUUUUGGAGGUCUAAUGUGAUUUGCUCCACUAUGUGUGGAUUGGUGAGCAAGGAUUCAUUUAGUCCAGGGUCAUCGUUUUGGGAGCGUGGUCUGACCACGUAAUAAUGCCAAUGUUUGUGUGUAAUACUUUCGGUAGGGACAUUGUUUUAAGUAAAAACCUGUCUAUUCUUGAGUAGCUAUUGUGCGCAGGGGUAUGACAGGUAUAGACAAUGUCUGUGGGAUGUGUUAUCCUCCAGGGGUCUACAUAGUCAUGAGUGGUUAGGGUAUUACAGAUAUGUUGGGACUGUGUAAGCCGUCGUUUAGAUGUUGUGGGUGUUACAGUGUCCGAGGCAGAGGAGUCUUUGAUACUGUCCAGGAGGAAAUUGGUAUCGCCUCCAAGUAUUACCUCCCCAAAGCUAUACACUUUCAACAAUGAAAAUACAUGUGAUAUGAACGAUUCCUGGUUUUCAUUGGGCCCAUAGAUAUUCAUUAAUGGGAAGGGACUGUUAUUGAUAUGGCAUUGGAGGAUGAGGUAUCUGCCUUUAUUAUCACUAAUUUUGCAAACUAGUUCAAAAGUAGUAGAUUUACUCACUAGAAUAGAAACUCCUCUCUUCUUUUUGGAGUAGCAAGAGAGGUAGUCUAUCGGGAACCAGUGUGAAUUAAACCUGGGCCGGGAGCCCCAUUUAAAAUGCGUUUCUUGGAAGAAGCCUAUGUGCGCCUUCUGUUUCCUGGCCUCCAGUAGUGCCAGUCGCCGCUUAUUUGGCGAAUUUAACCCUCUUGUGUUUAGGGAGAGUAUUGUGAUCGGCAUCCUGUUGGUAAAAGUUAGGUUGGGUGGGGCAGGGAAUCUUCCCUCUUGUUUGGUAAUAGUGCACUUGCUUCAGUUUUGCUAUCGCUGGAUUCUGAGCGAAGGGUGGUAGGUAGAAAUGGGUGGGAGGGGGGAAACAAGAACUAUAUACAAGACCCGUUAGCCAAAUGGCACAGCGCAGUGAUCUGCAAACCGGUAUGGUGUGGCUUGUUAUUUAAGCCGUAUGGGGGAUUGUGGGCGGUAGAGCGUUAGAUACUUCUGAGUGGAUUACGGGAGUUGUGUCCUUCAACAGGUGUAUAGUAUUCAGUAUUAAUGUGUGAUUAUUGUUGCAGCUACUCUGCUCGGGCGUCACUUACAGUAUAGCCGUGAAGGCGGGGUAAUAACACAAUUUAACAAAAACUUACCCAAGUGACAUCCGCCUAGUGUGGACUUGUGGCUGUGGAUCACAUUGCGGGUGAAAACAGCCGCAGGGUCUCACAGGGGAGUGAUAGGUAAACAGUAUCAACAUAUUACACUUUGAAUACAUAUCUGCGAGUCUUCAUUGGUGGUCUGUGGGAUUGCGCUUGGGUGCGCUGGUAGGCGGCAUGUCCGGUGCCCUUGUGCGUGUCUCGUGCCAGGGGACUGUAUGCAAGUCUCUGGUAAGUUUCCUAGGCAGUGAUGCUGUGGGUGAUCUGAAGUUGGAUGGUUGGUGGAUAGGUAUGUUCCAUUCUUUAAGCAGCUGUAUGCCAUCAUGCGGCGUGAGGAUGAUUCGAUCUGUUCCAUUCUUCUUAAGUAUGAGUUUCGCUGGGAAUCCCCACUUGUAUGGUAUGGCGGCGGAGUGCUGUGGUGAUGGGAGCAAAGGCUCUCCUUUUGGACAUCGUCGUUGCCGAAAGGUCAAUAAACAGCUUGAUGUCUGUAAACGGGGCUGGGAGUGGUGUAGCGGCCCUAGAAGCCUGCAUUAGUUGGUCUUUCACUGUGAAGUAGUGUACCCUUGUAAUUACAUCUCUUGGGGUGGAGGGUGGUAGGUGUCUGGGUUUCGGCAGGCGGUGCGUACAGUCCAGGCGGAGGUCUGAGGCCUCAAGGUUGGGAAUCAGGGCUCGGAACAUAUCUCGGACAAAUUUAGUUAGGUCUUGUGGGCCUAUGUUUUCCGGUACGCCUCUCAGCCUUAUAUUAUUCCGCCGGUCUCGGUCCUCGUUGUCUGCAAUUUUCCCCUCUAAGUAAAACACUUUCUGUUGAAGUGUGGUGUGUGCUUCUGCUAAUUCGUUGUGUGCUGGCUUGUAGUGAGCGCAGCAUGUUGCACACCGACGCAUUUGUGGCCGGUUGCGAGUUUGGGGUGUCUGGGAUUUCUUGGCUGUCCCCGGUAUCGUGAUCUGAUAUAGGUGAGUUCGGGUCACCGUCGCCAUCUUGGUCGCUGUAAUGCACCAUUUUUAGAUGUGAGUGCAAUGUUUUCUGUUUUAGUUUCUUACUUGAUUUUGUGGACAUGUCCACCCCUGCGAUCCGGGCGGCCCCUAGUUGUGCUGGUGUGUCUGUUAAGCUGAGAAACACGCUGUUCGGUCCACGGUAUGGAGGAGCUCGCUUUAUAUGCGACUGCUUCCAUGCGGUGUCCGGCCACGCCCCCUUUAUUUUAAUUUUUUUAAAGAUUUGUAUUCAUAUUAAAUUAUCUUUCAUAUAUAUAUUUUUGAUGUGAAAUGAAAACUCUUUUUCUCCUGAACAAAAUUAUAAAUAAUAGGUGUGGGUACAAUUAAUAUGAAAGAGGUAUAUUUAUGGUUGAACAGACCUAUAGCACAAAUUCCAGGAUUUCUUUUGUUUCGGAACUUGGUCAAUCUUAAGGGGUUAAGAUGGUUUUGGUACUUAGUGUACGUUUCAAAAAAACAAAACAUAAUUGCUAAAAUAUAAUAGACUUGCUUAAGAUAGACCAAGAUUGGAGCAGAGAUUAUCAUCUAAUAUUGUCAUGUGAAAGGGUGUGUUACUUGUGAUUUAUUUUACCUUCCCAUGUUUAUAAAUAACACAUUACUGGCAGUGGAAUUAAAUGAGCAAAAGGAACAAUGACUUCAGUGGGUUAACAGGUGAACAACACCUGCAAAUAUUGUUUGCCUCUCCUUUUUAAGUGUGUUAAGGGGUUGCACCAGUUUUUAUAUUUUGUAUCCGUUUUCUUACUGAAACACAAUCCAGAAACUCAGAAAUGGUUUUUAAAAAAAAAAAAAAAAUAUACAAUAAGAUUAUCAAUAGACAUCAUAUCAUGGAUACUGACCUUAAAAAAACCACCACAGAUGGUGGGCCUAUCUUAUCUUAUGGUUCUAUAAAACUGUAAAAUUUGUAACUGUAUUUCUCUAAUUGUUCUUUGUUUGAACAGUAUGUGAGAGAUGACAUUUUUUCCUCUCCUAUUUCCCAUUAGACAUAUAUAGAAAUAUGGAGUUUCAUGAAGUACAUAGCACUGGGAAUGAACCCCCUCUUCUACUGAUGAUAGGGUAUACGGAUGGAAUGCAGAUCUGGAGCAUACCAGUGAGUACAUCGUUCCAUUAA